AUGCAAGCGCUUCCGUAUAUUCCUGUAGCUUUAAGCCAAGCUUCGUCGGAAGCCUCCCAGUGUCCAAAAUACAACUGUUUAACUGAAUGCCCGGCGAAUUUGAAAGAAGCUGUAGAUUGGAUCUUGAGCAUUACAAAUAAAAAUGAGGAUGGAAGUGAAGGUGUGAAAGGCUUGGCUGCGGAUUUGGUAAACCUGUUUCAGCAAGUCAAGGAUUUUGUCCAAAAUGCUGGCGAUAAGGAGGUGCUUACGGCAGUGAUAACGAUUUUGGAAAAUAGUGAUAAGACUGCUAAGAGUGGUACCACAUACGGCUUAAUAAGCCCGCUUAGCACAGCGCUGGCCAAAUUCGUAGGAUAUAAGAAUAACGGUGCGGGUCUUGGUAGUGGAAAAUGGGAAUUGGGUGAUGCAGGUAUUGGUAAUACGAAGGAUAUUCGGUGUGAUGCAAGCGAUGACGAUGAGCGAAAGUCCAAAUAUGUAUCUGCAUAUAAGAAUGUCAGGUGGGACAAUGUUUCUAACGUGCCUGAAAAGAAGGAAAAGUGCGCUCGUAUAUUCCUUGGUUGUAUCCAACUUAUCUUCUCUGCGCUCAGUUACCUAUAUUGGAAAUGUCACGUUGGCUCUGAUAAUGAUAAAAGGUGGACCGAGAACGAUACGAAUAGGAAACCUCAUAAGAUAAACGACAUUGAUACCACCCUGGGCAUCUUCAUGGUAUCUAUGGGCUAUGAUAGGUCGCAUUUGAGUGACCAGAUUGGCUCAAGCAUUACACUUUAUCCCAUAACCAUUGGCGCUGAUGCAGCAACAGUCAUCCAAGGGCCUUAUGCCGAAUUUAUCAGGUAUGCGCAUGAGGUGUACACAAGCAAAGAUCAGAGAUUGAACUUCUCCAAGUAUCCCCUCACAUGGUUAUACGCGGCAACAGGGGCUUAUUUUAGAGCGGCAGAAAACAAGGACAGGGCAACACAUGACAAGGGUAAACGUGUACCAGCAACUAUUCGUGAAAUGUUGUAUUGGCUAAUGGUAUUGCCAUCUAGUCCCGUUUACUGGCGGCUAGAGCAGUAUAUAAAAACUGCGAUUCACAGUGUUAGUCAUGGGGAUGGUGAUGUUAGCUUUAUAAAGGGGAAGCAUGACUUAGAACAUUUCAGUUUCCACCAUGAUUCGGUAGGUUAUCAUCUUCGUGCACCUUGCUACUAUGCUGGAUUUGUAUUGAUGACCAUUCAAGGUGGUAUAACACCAAAUACCGGCGCAACUGCGAAGCCAAAGCUAUCAACCAGUGGUGAGGUAAUCCUCCACGACAUAUAUGCUAAUACCCUAUUCAACUUCACAUAUCCCAGUGUAGAUUCAGAUUGUUAUAAUAUGUUCUCGGAUAUAGUAUUCGAAUUGUAUUUUCAACUUUACUUUCUAAGGUCACAGUGUCUCUAUGCCAGUGGUGAUUGGGGAUGGCGGUGGUGUAAUUAUGGUAAAGAUAUAAAAUACGACGGUAAGUCAAGGAUGUGUCCGGACACUGGAGGUCGUCACAGCGAUUCCUGUGGCAACGGUAAAGAUGGAAAUCAAUCUCCCCUUCAAGCCUUUUUAUGUGAUGGUCUAUCACAGUUCCGAUCUGUAGUGUUGGAAAACGAAAAGUCUCUUCCGAACUCAACUCGUCAGCAGAAGGACUAUCUACCUUAUACAGAACACGCUGAACACACCAACAGUCGUUACCAGCACUGUCCGGUCCCCAUGGGUUUUGAAACACACCUUUGGUCAUCUGCACGUACCGGUACUUAUCUCGAACGUAUCUUGCUGGACUUUGUGCAGCAGAAUAUUACCCAUAUUAAUCCGUGUCUAUGGGCGUGGUGCAUCUUUUGUGUAACACGCCAUGUCCCCCGUACUCUAGGAGACACGUUCGCGUUUUUCUUCCGUGUAGGAGACGGUAACAAUACCAAUGUCAUAAAGGUGUUGAGGGGGGAGAUGAAUAAUGCACCAGGACGCAAUAGUGGGACUACUUUGAUCAAAGCUCUAAAUACCUUAGUAGGUACAUAUCACGGUUCCAGGGGUCGGAGCGAUCACACAGUCGCUACCCUUUACACUCUGCAAAACAGCGGUUGCGAAAAUAACAGGACAGGUGAGGCCAAAACCUGCGGUCAAUACCUUGGUCCCAUUGCGUGGCAUAUAUACUGGUUUUUUUGUAAAGAGCUUGCUUAUGUAUACCUAUCGUGGAUAGUGUAUCUUAACGAGGAAUUCAAAAAAGGACUAGAACAAUUCCUCACAGACUUCAAUAACAUCAAGUGUGACUCCAACAUUGGAUGUAAAGGUAAUUGUAAUCACAAGGACAAUGGUACUCAUGGAAAAGACUGUGAGUGCGCCAGCAUAGUUCAAUGUGCUGGGGUGUUCCCCCUUUUAUACAAAUAUGGAUUUGUAUAUCACAAUGCCACUCGUCUGAAUCAGAAAUCUGGGGGUAAUAUAGGAACCAUGCGCCAAUGCAAAGACUUCGUGGAAGAACUGAAUAAACUGAUGCAUCCCAAAGGGGAUACUAAGAAUCUAUUCGAGGGUCUAUUUGCAGCCAUAUACAAUUUCCUUAAAGGCAUUCGCGAACCAUUCCUUUAUUACCUCCUGACGUUUUGGUUCGUCGCUAUAGCCUACCUAACAUAUGGUAUGCUCCUACCACUCGACCUACUGCACAUUCUGUCGCAUUGGAGGUUGGCUAAAAGCCAUGAAAUUCUUCCAACCAAUCUAUUCUCAGAGAAGGUAUUGGUUGGUGAUAUAUUGUAUUUUAAACCAUAA
Molecule: messenger RNA, 2751 nt
Organism: Babesia sp. Xinjiang
Lineage: Eukaryota; Apicomplexa; Aconoidasida; Piroplasmida; Babesiidae
Exons: 4
Coding region: 1-2751 (916 amino acids)
Source: RefSeq, a predicted model, not a curated record